GUUUUGGAUAUGUCAUUGCCCCCUCCGUACAUCUUUUACUCGCAAGCCCUCUCUUUUCCUCGCAGUUUCAGGCUCUCAGCUUCUAUUUCUCUGUGACUAACUAUCUAUGUCUUUGUACUCUCGUUUUAGCUUUUCUGAACGGGUUUUUGGCAAUUUGGGUUUUGUUUCCAAGCUUUAAAAACAGGGGUUAAACUUGAAAAAGAUUGCAACUUUGGCUUUGCGAUCUCUGUUUUUGCUCUGGUUUCUCGUCUGGUUCGUUUCGUUUCGUUUGCUUAUCUUAUAAAUGACCAUGGAGGAGAACAUGGGUGGUUCCAAUGGUGACCGGUUUCCUGUUGGCAUGCGUGUUUUAGCAGUUGAUGAUGACCCUAUUUGCCUCAAAGUUUUGGAAAAUCUGCUUCGUAAAUGCCAGUACGAAGUUAUUACAACCAAUCAAGCGAUUAAGGCUCUAAAAAUGUUGAGGGAAAACAAAAACAGAUAUGAUAUGGUUAUUAGUGAUGUUAAUAUGCCAGAUAUGGAUGGGUUUAAGCUUCUUGAGCUUGUGGGGCUUGAAAUGGACCUACCUGUAAUAAUGUUGUCAGCGCAUAGCGAUACCAAGCUUGUAAUGAAGGGGAUUACGCAUGGUGCUUGUGACUACUUAUUGAAGCCUGUUCGAAUUGAGGAGCUAAAAAACAUAUGGCAACAUGUGGUCAGAAGAAAGAAACCUGACUCUAAGGAUCAAAUCACGACCCCAAAUCAAGAUAAGGCUUGGGGAGGAACCGGAGAAGUUGGUCAAACAUCGGCGUAUAGUUCAGACCAAAAAGGCAAUAAGAAGCGAAAAGACCAAAGUGAAGAUGAGGAAGAAGAGGGUGAAGAUAACGGACAUGAGAAUGAGGACCCCUCAAAUCAGAAGAAGCCCCGAGUUGUUUGGUCCGUAGAUUUGCACAGGAAAUUUGUUGCAGCCGUCAACCACUUGGGUCUUGACAAGGCUGUUCCAAAGAAAAUCCUUGACCUCAUGAAUGUUGAAGGGAUCACGAGAGAAAAUGUCGCUAGCCAUCUACAGAAAUAUAGGCUUUACCUGAGAAGACUCAGCAGUGUUGCAACACGGCAAGCAAACAUGGUUGCUGCAUUAGGCAGUAAAGAUCCCUCUUACUUGCGUAUGGGUUCACUGGAUGGCUUUGGAGAUUUUUGCACAUUGCCUGGACCUGGAAGGCUUUCGAGUGCUUCUUUAUCAUCAUAUCAAUCUGGUGGAAUGUUUGGUAGACUGAACUCCUCAGCUGCUUUAAGCCUACAUGGGAUUUCUUCUGGUGUGAUUCAACCAGGACAUUCUCAAACCUUAAAGGGUUCCAUCAAUGAUCUUGGAAAGAUUCAGCCUGCCGUGUUACCAGCAAACCAGAAUCAAAAUGGAACUUUGUUUCCAUGGAUCCCGACUUCAACAGAGAUCAACCCACUGUUACAGACCAAGUCCAUUAAUUGCUAUGGAGAAAACAAUCAUGUCAACGAACCAAAUGUUUUCGGUGUUACUGCUAGCUUCUCAGAUGCUACUGUGACAGUUGGUAGCUCAAGCAAUUCUCUGUCAACUGCUUCAGGUAACCCUUUGUUGUUACAAGCAAGCACGCAACAGUUGCAACAUGCUGGAGCAUUUGGAAAUCAACCAUCGCUUGAUGUGGCAUCACUGAAUCAGGAAUCUAUUAACAUGAGUAUCCGUGGUUCUUCUAAUUGUAUAGAUCAUGGUAGAGGCAGUGAGAACUGGCAGGGCACUGUUCAAUCAUCAAACUUCCCAUCAAAUGAAGCUUUCGGUAAUGAGAAAUUACCGAAAAAUAAUUUGCAAGAAAGCGUUUAUUGGACAAACUCUCAACCAGGUAUAAGCCCUAUCGAUCUUUCUUCUUCCAUGGAAAGUUCAGCACGAUUGGAGGAUUCUAGAGAAGACAUGCUCUUCCAAUCUGGUCUAAAUAAUGUCUUCAUCCUGAAUAUAGAUCACACUGCAAAUAAACAAUGGGGAGAUUGGAGACACAAUCAUGAUGGGAAUUUAAACAAUUCAUUAUGCUGGGUGAACUCGGUUUCUGCAACCGGGUCUAUGAUGGACCAAACCAAUGCCGUUAGCAGUAAAACGAUUGAUGUUUCUUUGUUCGGCCAAUUAAGUGGCGAUUCUCCUUUUGUGGUUCAGCACCCCAAGGGUGAGAAAUCAUCUUUUGACACAGAAUUGAGGUCCAGUGAAGACUUCCCCUUCGAGCGGUCAAAGCCACUGGAUAGCUUCAGUCAAAAUAAUUAUGAAUCCUUGGAGGAUAUAAUGUGUUCCAUGAUUAAACUGGAGCAAAAUAAUGAGACCGUAUGGAUGGAUGGGGGGUUUGGAUGUGAUGCUGCAUACCCCCUUGGAUCUUGCAUAUGAGAUAGUCGAUGCAGAUUCUCGGAUAAAAGACGGUGCAAAAGGCAUAAAUCUAUAUCCUCUUUAUGAGGAAUCUUAUCAUUAUGUAGUUUAUUCUCCGUUGUUCUAUCACUUUCUGCUUGAUAGUGC
Hibiscus syriacus is the source of this 2491-nucleotide messenger RNA. RefSeq names its product two-component response regulator ORR24-like. NCBI's taxonomy places the organism in Eukaryota, Viridiplantae, Streptophyta, Magnoliopsida, Malvales, Malvaceae. Bases 284 to 2365 code for a protein of 693 amino acids. The transcript has 6 exons. The record is from RefSeq and is a predicted model, not a curated record. Gene Ontology annotation, biological process: cytokinin-activated signaling pathway; phosphorelay signal transduction system. Gene Ontology annotation, molecular function: DNA-binding transcription factor activity; DNA binding.